UGAUGAUGAUGAUCAUGUGAAAUAAGUUCGCUUUGGUAAAAAGAGUCAAGCUAGAACAUUUGAAAUUAAUUGACAGGGAAUCCACCUGUAAUUGAUAAAGCUUUCCCGAGGCCUAAAAUACAAAUAUGCCUAGUGGCUGGUGCCACCAAGUGGCUAUGCCUGUUUUCUACUCUGGAAGUACUUCAGAACUGUAGGUGGUGCAAAUGCGCUUGUUGCUGCUCAAGCCAACGCACCCAGAAUCAGAAGAAGACAUCCAAGAGACGUUUGUGUGUUGCGUGAAAAAUCGAAACAACACUCAAACAUAUUCAUAUUAGAUGUUUGAGUACAUCAGAAUGUUCUUGUUGUUUAGAAAUGGACGUGGGUGUUGAGGACAUUGAUGAGGAUGAAACUGACUGGAACAGCAUUUGCUCGGACUUUGUUCAACCCCCCCACGUUGUGAUCCAUGGGGGCAAAUAUUUAAGUAAGGUACCUGCACCACCAGUACAGAGAGUCAUCCUGCAUUUUGACCUGGACUGUUUCUAUGCCCAGGUUGAAAUGAUCCGCAACCCAGCACUGCGGAAGGUGCCUUUAGGUAUUCAGCAAAAGUACAUAAUCGUCACCUGCAACUACGUGGCCAGGGACCUUGGUGUGACAAAGCUGAUGUUAGUGACGGAUGCCAAAGAGAAGUGUCCUCAGCUCGUGCUGGUCAAGGGAGAGGACCUGACACACUACAGAGAGACAUCUUACAAAGUCACAGAGUUGCUGACGUCGUUCUGUCCAUUAGUAGAACGGCUAGGGUUUGAUGAGAACUUCAUGGACAUCACAGAGAUGGUGGAGAGGAGGAUGGAACAGACCCCAGAGUCUGCUCCCUAUUCAUACGAAGGCCACGUUUACAAUCUUGACACCUCGGAUGCCAAAGUCAUGGUACACCCUAGACUAGCGGUAGGCUCACAUAUCGCAGCUGAACUGAGAGCAGAGAUCCACAGCAAGCUGGGCCUCACUGGCUGUGCGGGCAUUGCUACCAGUAAGCUGCUGGCCAAACUGGUGGCGGGUGCCUUCAAGCCAAAUCAACAAACCACACUGUUGCCAGAGAGUGUGAAAGACAUUAUGGGCAGUCUAAAUAGUUUACGUAAAGUACCAGGAGUAGGCCACCAGACUGCUAAGAGGCUUCAGGCCCUAGGAUUGGUUGGUGUGCAGGACCUGCAGCUCUUCCCAUUGGCUGACCUGGUGAGGGAGUUUGGAGGUUCCACUGCUCAGCAUCUCCAGAACCUGGCUUUGGGCAUUGAUGACACUCCAGUCACCCCCACUGGUGCUCCACAGUCUCUUAGCAAUGAAGACUCCUUCAAGAAAGUGUCCUCAACCAAUGAAGUUUGGCAGAAGGUUAAAGAUUUGUUGAGUAGCAUUUUAGACAGGAUGCAUAAAGAUGGCAGGCAGCCUUUGACCCUUCGACUGACCAUCAGGCGUUACUCUGCAACCAACAAGUGGUUCAGCCGGGAGAGCAGGCAGUGUCCCAUCCCCAACCACAUUGGGCAAAAGAUAACCUCUGGCAACUGUGAUGCCUUGGCCCAGCUGGUCACCAUGGCCAUGAAGCUCUUCCACAAGAUGGUGGACACCAACACCGCCUUCCACCUCACCCUCCUCAACGUGUGCUUCAGUAACCUGCAGGCCAAGUGUGCUGCUGUCAGCAAGGGAUCCAUCGCCUCCUUCUUCACACACAGAUCUCCUGAGAAAACACAGGCCUCCUCUCGGUGCCAGGAGGAUCUGUCUCAAAGUGUGCUUGGUAACCUCCGUGGACAGGCUGGAUAUGAUGUUGAAGGUAAGACAGAGGAGUUGACUGGUCAGGAUGCAUCACACUGGAUAUCAGACAUACCUAGCAACCUUAAGAUCAAGCCUUACACACAGUCAACAAUGCAUAGCCCUGAGGCCUCCCAGCAGCGGCCUAUGGUGGGUGAGUGCUGCAUAGGUGGAACAGUAGAUGAUAAAAUGACCAACAGUCCUGGGAUGACAGAUGUUCAUCCAUUGCCCCCCAACAUUGACCCUGAGGUGUUCAGACUCCUGCCUGAGGACAUCAAGAAGGAACUGUUAUCAGCUGCCUACCCAGAGACCACCCAUGGCCUCCACAGCCAUGGCACUCAGUCCGUCAGACCCACAGUAUCUGAUCCAGCAGACAGAGCCCACUCAUUUCACCACAACCAUUCAGAACAGCCUGGCUCUUCCUCUCAGCCUGCUGCAUGCAAACUUAAUGACUCAUUUCACAGCACUCCCAUAGACCUAAGAGAAACUGUGAAGGGCUUUGACAGACAGCCCAACAAUGCACCGACAACCAACAACCAACAAGAACACACAGUCUCCUCCCUGCACUAUUCACUCACAGACCUCUUGGAGGAGGGAAACUCCUCUACAGGCCUUGUGUCACAGAGGCAGUCGGCUGACUGUGGUUUCCCAGGAAGUGUGGACCCCAAGGUGUUCUCAGAACUACCUCCAGAGGUUCAGAGAGAGCUACUGACUGAGUGGAGACAACAGAUACCUGUCCUUAAGAUUUCCUCCUCUUUGAAAAAACAGGGCAAAAGCCCCCUGGCCAGAGAGAAGAAGGCUCCAGCUAAAAGCAGUCAGGCUAAUAAAUUAUCAAACUAUUUCAAACCCAGCUCAGGUUAGAAUGUGUCUGUUAUAUCAAAGGUCACUAUGUGGUGAUUAAGAAUUUGGACAAAUAUUAAAAUCAUUCUCUUAUUUUUAGGAUGUUCAGCAAGUGAGAUUCAUACAGUUAUUUUAGUCAAUACAAAUAUAAGGAAUUGAAUGUUAAAAUAUUAAUUUUUUCAAACUGUUUUACAUUUGUAAACAUGGUAAUGUUCCAAGAAAUAUGUAAAUAAAGAUAAUUUCCUUA
Molecule: messenger RNA, 2860 nt
Organism: Oncorhynchus keta (chum salmon)
Lineage: Eukaryota; Metazoa; Chordata; Actinopteri; Salmoniformes; Salmonidae
Gene: poli
Product: polymerase (DNA directed) iota
Exons: 10
Coding region: 352-2634 (760 amino acids)
Biological process (GO): translesion synthesis
Molecular function (GO): DNA-directed DNA polymerase activity; damaged DNA binding
Source: RefSeq, a predicted model, not a curated record